Messenger RNA from Camelus dromedarius (Arabian camel), 6341 nucleotides. It is a transcript of the gene GNA13, whose product is annotated as G protein subunit alpha 13. Lineage: Eukaryota; Metazoa; Chordata; Mammalia; Artiodactyla; Camelidae. Bases 184 to 1359 code for a protein of 391 amino acids. Gene Ontology annotation, cellular component: heterotrimeric G-protein complex; brush border membrane. Gene Ontology annotation, biological process: Rho protein signal transduction; adenylate cyclase-activating G protein-coupled receptor signaling pathway. The record is from RefSeq and is a predicted model, not a curated record. The transcript is spliced from 5 exons. Gene Ontology annotation, molecular function: GTPase activity; G-protein beta/gamma-subunit complex binding; D5 dopamine receptor binding.
UUCCCGGCCCGCCCUGCCCGGCUCGCCCUGCGAGUCAGUUCGCUUGUUCCCUCCCUCCCCCGACGCGCUCGGGCCGCCGCAGCGCUCCCCGCCCUCGAGCCGCGGUGCCGGAGCCGCCCGCCGCCCGAGGAGGAGGUGGAGGGAGCCGGAGGGGCCCGCCGAGGCGGCGGCGGCGGCGGCAAGAUGGCGGACUUCCUGCCGUCGCGGUCCGUGCUGUCCGUGUGCUUCCCCGGCUGCGUGCUGACGAGCGGCGAGGCCGAGCAGCAGCGCAAGUCCAAGGAGAUCGACAAAUGCCUGUCCCGGGAGAAGACUUACGUGAAGCGGCUCGUGAAGAUCCUGCUGCUGGGCGCGGGCGAGAGCGGCAAGUCCACCUUCCUGAAGCAGAUGCGGAUCAUCCACGGGCAGGACUUCGACCAGCGCGCGCGCGAGGAGUUCCGCCCCACCAUCUACAGCAACGUGAUCAAAGGUAUGAGGGUGCUGGUAGAUGCCCGAGAGAAGCUUCACAUUCCUUGGGGAGAUAACUCAAACCAGCUGAAUGGAGACAAGAUGAUGGCAUUUGACACCCGGACCCCCUUGACGGCCCAGGGAAUCGUGGAAACUCGAGUGUUUUUACAGUAUCUUCCUGCCAUAAGAGCAUUGUGGGCAGACAGUGGCAUACAGAAUGCCUAUGACCGGCGUCGAGAAUUCCAACUGGGAGAAUCUGUAAAAUAUUUCCUGGAUAACUUGGAUAAACUUGGAGAACCAUUUGCCGUUUCAGAUAGGUCUUCCUUGAGCACGCCAUUCAAAGAUUACAUUCCAUCACAGCAAGACAUUCUGCUGGCCAGAAGACCCACCAAAGGCAUUCAUGAGUACGACUUUGAAAUUAAAAAUGUUCCUUUCAAAAUGGUUGAUGUAGGUGGUCAGAGAUCAGAACGAAAACGUUGGUUUGAAUGCUUCGACAGUGUGACAUCAAUACUUUUCCUUGUUUCCUCAAGUGAAUUUGACCAGGUGCUUAUGGAAGAUCGACUGACCAAUCGCCUGACAGAAUCUCUGAACAUUUUUGAAACCAUCGUCAAUAACCGGGUUUUCAGCAACGUCUCCAUAAUUCUCUUCUUAAACAAGACAGAUUUGCUUGAGGAGAAAGUGCGAAUUGUGAGCAUCAAAGACUAUUUCUUAGAAUUUGAAGGGGAUCCCCACUGCUUAAGAGACGUCCAAAAAUUCCUGGUGGAAUGUUUCCGGAACAAACGCCGGGACCAGCAGCAGAAGCCCUUGUACCACCACUUCACCACCGCCAUCAACACGGAGAACAUCCGCCUUGUUUUCCGUGACGUGAAGGAUACUAUUCUUCAUGACAACCUCAAGCAGCUCAUGCUCCAGUGAUGUACAAAAGACUUGCUGUUUUAAUACCUUUCUGUCCUUUUGAUUGUUUUCUGUUUUGUUUUUUUUUUAAUAGACGUUUACAACAGGAAUUAGACAAAUCUUGAUUCUGUUUAACUUCUUGGAAAUCUUAGUCCUUCUUCUGUGGACUUUGGUUUGUGGCUGACAGCUGCUGGAUGACACAUUGCCAAUAUCUGCUGAUGUUCAGCUCUGAUCUUUUUCAGUCUGGCUUCCGUUGAAGUGGAAUUACAGUUUCCAGCCAGACCUCAGACUAGGUAUAUUUCAGGCUUUAAAUUCUUCCACUUUUCAAACUGAAUUCUCUGUAGUGCCAAGUAUAGAAGAUGUCCUUAAAAUAUUUGUAGGUAUGAGGUUAAGAAUAUUCAGUUCUGAAACAAGUAAAAUAAAAAAAUCUUUUGUCUACCCUAUGCGUAGCAGCCACACCUGUGCCUAGCUUUAUGGUGACCUGCUUUGAAAGGGCCACUGGAAAAGGUUGCUCCAAGGAAUGGCACUCUGUGCAUUUACCCAGACUUAGCCUUCAUGUUUAAUUGCUUAUAUAUGCAAAAGUUGUUUUUGUUUUAAAAUUUCUGUGGUUCCUGCAGAUAAUAUUCUUAAGUGUUUUAAAGUUUACAUAAGGAUUUCUGAUGCUAAUGAAUGUUCACAAAUGGUACGGGGAGGGGGAGCAAAAGACAGGCACCUGCCAUCUAUAAUGUUUUGAUUAAGAGUCGAGUGAAGUAUAAUGUGCCCUUUUCUUAUUUAAAUAUCAUGUAUUAAAUGUGCCACAUGAGAGACAUUCUGGCCAUAGCAGCAAUCAGAAAGUACAAGCAGCCUGAUACAAGAACUUUCUAAAUGAAUAGACGCUUUCCCCAGAAUAUUACGUGUUUUACACUCAGACUUUUAAAUCCUGGGUCCUUACUGUGGGAAGUCAUUGUUGCACCAUCACAGACACCUUUUUUUUGCUCUCCUGUCUGUCCCCAUCAACUCCCGACGGUGGCAUUUAUGGGACUUUUUUGUUUAUUUGGAGCUUGCCAAGGGCAGUAUGUGUGUGUCUCUGAAAGGGUAUGUACACAUUUGCAACAUUAUUAUUUAUGAAAUUCCAGCUUUAUUGAGGUACAUUUUGAAUGUUUCAAGGAUAUUUCUGAGAAUGAGUAGUGAUUUUUUUUUUUGGUUCAUACUAAAAGAGUAUGAAUUUUAUAGUUUAAAAUAUACUUUGAAAGAGGGAAAUGAAUUUUAGUGAACCUCUGGAUUGUGAAACAUUUGACCUCCCCCCACCACUUGACCAAAUUACAGCGUAGCCACGAAGUAGCUUUGUGAUUACAGGUACACUCAUCGUGAGCUCAUCAGAACGGCUGGUUUGCAGUCGUGCAAAUACUGCCUAGUAGUUUACACGCAGUGUUAGAAUUUGAUUAGAGAAACAGAUGCACAAGGCUGGUGACAAUUUGGGGAGUCUGACCCCUUUUCUCCUUUUCCUGAGAGUUGUGAUUAAGACUGUGACACGUGUCACUUUAUAGCUGACUGUGUUCUCAGGUAUUUUACUGGCUAAAAAGUCCUUGAAAGAUUGAUCAACAUGAUGGAUCACCCAGCCUUUCCAAGACAUUGGCGCUGGGUCUGUCUUGCUGUCUGGUGAGAUUAGGGCUUUGCAGUGAACUCACCAGGGGAUGUUCUUAACGUACCUGACUUUUCUUGCAUCUGAAAUUGCCACCAUCAUUUCAUCCAUACCUGGCAGUGUUCCCACAUCUCGGUAAUCCGUGAGCUCCUGACAUGUAGGUCCACAUCACAGCGCGAGGUGCCUGGUGUAGUGUCUAGUUGAUGUGUGUUUGAGUAGGUCUGCAUCUGGUGCUUUGUACCAGAAAGAAUGCAUUGUUGAAAUUCGCAGUUAGAAUCCUUUCAGUGCUAGUCGGUGUCUGAGUAUGCGCACAGUGACCUGGAGACUUCUGGUGGAGAGUCUGCCUGUAAAUUUAGCAAAUGGUUUCACUGAAUGGCCAAAAUAUUAUUUAAUUCCAGUGAAGGCUAAAGCUAAAGUCACUUCCCUGUAUGUAUAAAGAGGAAAGACAGUCUUAUUUAAGUUAUAUUUUAGAUCUGUGAUACGAACCAUAAACAUUGCCUGACAAAGCAGGAGUCACCAGUGUGACGACCACAAAGAAAUGGCAAAGCACCAAGUAGAUACAUUAUUUUGAGCAUUUGAGGUUUUCUUUCCUGAGAGGUAUGAAGAAGUCUCAGAAUCAACUUUCUUUUAAAAUAAAAUCUAGGCUAUAUUUUGAGGUAAUAAAUCAUUUACACUUAAUGGCAGGCUUGCUUAGACAUCAUAGGGACCGUAAGGUUCAGUCUGAAGGCGCUAGUCCACAUAAUUUAUAUCUUGUUUAUUUUUAAACCAUUUGAAGGACUCCUACAUCUUCUAUACCAUGAAAACCAGAUCCCUUUGAAAUAGCACUGUGUGAAGAGGGAGAUGAAACUUAGUGAACAAAAUUGAAAGGGUGCUCGUAGUUUUCCCUAUGCCAGUCUCCCCCCAAUCUCUAAAGAUGUAAUUUGAAUACAAAGUUUUUCGGUGUUUGAUUUUCUAAGUCUUCAUGGUUAUGAUUUGGAAUAAAAUGUGCCUAAUUCUCUAUUGCAUUCUAUUCAUAAGUCUGAGUGUCUUCUUGUUUAGUUCUUAAGAAAUGUCACGCAAGUGUCUUCAUUGACCUUGAAAUUUAUAGUAUACAGAGUUGCCUUAUAAAUCAAAGAACACUGCAGAUUUUUGCCUUGUUUUUUUUUUUAAAGGGAAAAGGUUUUGCCAAAUGUUUUCUGAAAAUCCAGACAACUUAAGGUAUGCCUCUGCCACUCAAAUAUUAUUUUUAAUAACCCGAAUCAUUGCUUGCUGCCAAAUAUUGUAUUAAGUUGAAACCUUCAUUUCAGUGUUAUCGUCUGGAAAGGGCACUUGAUAGCAAGAAUGCAACAGCAACCAAAGAAGGCAUCGUGGAGUGAAAAGGUUUGGUUUGGUUUGAAGUUGCGUUGACAUGUAUUUUCACAUGGUUAGGAUCCUGUGGUUAAUCUCUCAAGUGAGGUUAUGUAGGGAAAUCCAUGUUCAGUUGUUGGCAGUGGUUGGUAUAAAGUAGAAGGAAAUAAGAUUACCUUAAUAUCAGAAGUGGUGAGAAGUGUUGCUUUAGAUUCCCAAGAAUCAUAUGCCCCAUACUUUUUUGUAAGCAGGAAUGAAUAAAUCUUAACUUCCAGUGCAUACUCAAAUACUUGUGUUUAUGCUUUUGGUAAAAUGUAUUUUCAGCAUUAGUACACAUACCCGGUUAUGCCUUAUUUAUAUGAAGAAUAAAGUUACCAAGUUUAUGUUCUGUUAUGUUCUGAAACUCAAAUCACUAUUUGAGAAACCAUCAAAUUGGUGCUUUCAUUAUAUAAUGAUACAUUGAGACAAAAACCCCAAGCCAAGCCAUUUGAAACAAGAUUCUCUCCAUUGCCAUUUGUAGCAAUGUUAUUUCUGUACAUGUAAUGAGAAGUCUAACUUCAUUGUUAACUCAAUUUCUUGUUUGAAUCCGUGAAAUCAUGCCUGUAAAGCUCAGUCAAACAUUUGUAACAAACUCCCUAAUAAAUCUAGAGAAAGCCACUUUGUUACCUUUUCAUUUCUUUUAGUUUUAAUUGAAGGAUCAAGAACAGAAAGUUUGCAGGUGUCUUUCAGUUGGAAAUCUGAGCUUCUCUCUCUUUCCCAUCAUUUGAACAUAUAAAGUUACAUUAGUCACAUGAUUUAUCCAUGUGUUUGUGUCACUGGACUAAAAGCACUUUUUUUUUUUUUAACUGAUAGGAUACAAGUUGGCUUUUCAGUGCAGAAAACAUGAGGACAGCAGGGCUUGUAUGUGAGUGGGUGUGUAUAUGUCUCCACAUUCCAGAUAAAGCAGAUGAUAUAGUCCAUAGCCAUUAAUUUACGGUACGAAGUUAGGGACUAAUACAUUUAUACUAGGGUUAAGUCUAAACCUGGACAUUUUAAACAAGUUGAACUCCAUGGCUUUUUCAAGUACCAUCAUGUUGGUAUUAGCUUUAGGCUGGUAAGUGAUUAUUAACAUAAAUUGAAGUACAAUGUUUGUACCACUAGCAUUCUGUUGUCUGUACUUGAAUGUAUAGUUAGCAAUUAAGUAUCUACAGUCAUUCUUGUGGCAUCUAGGUCUAACUAUCUGAUUUCAAAUGCCAGAGCUCAUGUGGAGCAAAAAGUGUUAACGAUAGGACAGUAAUUUCUGGGUUGAUUAAGAUUUUGCGACCUAUCCAUACCAGAUACUGAUGAACACUUCGGGUUGGACUGCAGUACGCUAGGACUCGCUAUGCAUUAAUGUUCAAUCAGUGAAUGUCGUAAUAGCUACACGCUAUCCCUUUGGUAUCUGAUUCGGGUUUGUAUUUAGAGAGCUUGUUUGUAAUAUUUCUUGCCAUAGUAAGUGAUGCAUUUGUCCUCAAUCAUGCCUGUCUGAUGGUGCCAGGAGUAAAAAGGGGAGGGGGCGGGUAGGAGGUAAUUCUUGGGAAGUAGAUGUGAAAAAGCAGCAAACUAUACCGUUUACCCUUUCUUCACCUCUUACUGGAAAGCAGAGUCGCAAAAUGUUUCAGUGGCUUUUCUAUACUCUAGCGUGGUGAGAGCUCGUUUACCACAGAAGCCUUAUCAAAAAGUAUGUUUUGUAACAACCUCACAGAUACACUGUACCUAACAAAACAUGAUUUGUAUUAGCUCUGUAUGAAAGUAUUUCUGGCUUUUUUAUACAUAUAUCUUUUUAUAGCUUUCCAGGAACUGAGCACAUAUCCGAUAACCGUUGUAAAUUUUUUUCUGUCAGUGCUUUUAGUUCAGGAUUGGCAAUAAAUUAUUUCUAAAGGAGGUCUGAAAGUGGGAAGAAUGGCUUGAUUUUAUGAAAUGAGUUGCUAGACAUUAAGGCUUUUUACUUUUGUACAUAUUUUGCAGACAUUUUGCCUCUUGCUAUUAAUAUUUGCUUUGUAAAAAUUACUGACAUUUAAUAAACAUUUAUAAACUA